This is a messenger RNA of Capsella rubella, 537 nucleotides long. RefSeq names its product cysteine-rich and transmembrane domain-containing protein WIH1. Bases 100 to 318 code for a protein of 72 amino acids. Lineage: Eukaryota; Viridiplantae; Streptophyta; Magnoliopsida; Brassicales; Brassicaceae. Gene Ontology annotation, cellular component: plasma membrane. The transcript has 3 exons. The record is from RefSeq and is a predicted model, not a curated record.
UCCUUUUCAAUUAUCAAUCCAUAUCAUAUAUACACACCUUUUCUCUACAUACUAUUUUCCUCUAGCUUUUCAAAGAGAAACUAUACAAUUUGUUCAAAGAUGAGCCAAUACAGCCAAAACCAAUCUGCAGGAGCUUAUACUUCGCCGCCAGUGUCUACCGGUCCCUACGUGGCACCGCCACCUCCUCUAGGUUACCCUACAAACGACACAAGUUAUGCAACGGCGGCUCCGGUCGAGACAAAGACCAAGGGUGAUGGAUUCUUGAAAGGCUGUCUUGCGGCCAUGUGUUGCUGUUGCGUCCUCGACGCCUGCUUCUGAGCUCGGAGGGCUUUGAUGGUGUUUAUUUGAUUGUUUUAUGCAAAUUAUCUAUGAUUGUAUUUUGCUUUUACCCAAAUUUGUAUUUUGGGGUUCGAGAUUAGCUAGCUUUUGUCUUUUGAUAUUUGGUAUAUCUAUUUGUUAAUUCAUUUUCUUAAUUAUUACUCUUUGGUUUGAAUUGCGGAAUUUAUUAUCUUAAUAUAUCAAUCUUAUUAGUUUUUA